Molecule: messenger RNA, 11037 nt
Organism: Anopheles arabiensis
Lineage: Eukaryota; Metazoa; Arthropoda; Insecta; Diptera; Culicidae
Gene: plum
Exons: 10
Coding region: 3862-8931 (1689 amino acids)
Biological process (GO): axon guidance; dendrite self-avoidance; homophilic cell-cell adhesion
Cellular component (GO): axon; plasma membrane
Molecular function (GO): cell-cell adhesion mediator activity
Source: RefSeq, a predicted model, not a curated record
CCGUCGCCUGCUCCCGUCGCGAACGAUCGUGUCGCUGUGCGUGAGGUAGCGUUACCAAGCGUUACCCCGGUUACCCCGGUUUCCCGGUCAGGAGCGAGAGCGCGGUUUUGCGAAACCCGAUUUUGGCAUUACAGGCUGCCCAAAACCCCACGCGAUCGGGCGCGUUUGUGUGUUUGACCCUUUGCCGUUUGCAUGCUCCGCCACAUUCCACCUGUAUUAUUGUGCCAAUGCCAUUCCGAGUGCGAUUACCGUCCGUCAACCCUGUCGGUCCCGGAGCAAACCGUCUAUCCGGCUUUGCACGAGUGUGUUAUUUAAUCGUAUCGUACACACCGGACGCCCUUUGGUGUGACUACGUGCGUAUAUGUGUAGCGAUGCAAGUGUGUGUGUGUGUGUGUAUGUUUUUGAUUGGAUAAACCAAACAGCGCAAAAGGGAUUUCGGAUCGAAUCGAAUUAUGCGUAUCAUGCGCUGAAAGGUGAUAACGUUCAGGGAGUACCUGUGCCCCAUGUCCUUGUUGUUUUGUUUUAUAAUCCAGAACCUAUAAGUGCUAGUUCUUCUUCAAUCUGUGGGUUUCACUUGUUUCUUUUUUUUGUCUAUUGCCAACAACCGCGCCUCCGUUGUUGUCCCCGCGCGGUGCGUUCGCUCCAAACGCUUGUUUACUCUUUCUCUCGAUCGAUGCUCUCGCGUCCGUUCGCUCGCUCACUUUCGUUGCUGUUGUCUCUCUCUCUUUCUCUCUUUCUCUCUCUCUCCCUCUUUCUCUCUCUCUCUCUCUCUCUCUCUCUAUCUAUCUCUCUCCCUCUCUCUUUUCUUCGUUCUCGUUCAACUCCGCGCGCGCUCUUGUUUUUCGGUACGCGCGGCUCUCUACACACACGUUACGCAUCAUCCCCUGUGCCGAGGUGUUCUUUAGUGUAUUCCGGUCUCGCAUUCCGUGUGUGCGUUGUGUGCCUCGCAUCCGUACCGGGGCCGCCCCGUGUUGUUUUGUGCUCUCGCGCUUCGUGUUUGUGCGCUGUUUUGCUACUACCCAGCGGCGCGACCAGGAGUAGAAGGUGCAGUAUGCGCUGCUGACCGGGGUGGAAAAUAAAAAGGAAUGGCAGCAGGCGGCGACGGCGGUGGCGGCAGCAGUGCGCUGCUUCUUGACCAGGGUGAAUAGAAAACGGCUGCGGCGGCGACCGUGUGUUCAAGAAUCUCGCUAGUCAAAGCUACCAAAAGAGAGGGCGCCCAUGCAACGCCGACGACAUGCGAUGAAGGUUGUGUCUGGAGUAAAGCAAUUUAUCUGUGUGUAUGAACCUCCAGUGUGCAGGACGAGCGAUUGUAAAGUGUAUGUGUGCGUGUGUGUGUGUGGUUUUGUGGAGUGGCAUUUCAUUCAUGGCUAGAAAAGGUGCAUAAGUUGUGCUUGAAAAGCAAAAAGAAUAGAAAUGAAGCCAUAAAGCUAGAGCUAGUUAAAUGUAUCUGAACGAAAAAAAAAAACUACGCAUCUUGUCUGUGCGCUGCCCCACACUCGCGUAACUAUCUGUGGCCAGUUUCUUCACUCUGUAUGCUUCGCGCGCGCGUGUACGGUAGUGCGAUUUAAAUUGGCGGAACCGUGCUGCUAGAACCGUCCGUGCCCGAGUGCGGGGUGGUCACCGAAGGGAAAGAAAAUGCUCCAGUGUGUGUGUGUAUGUGUGUGUGUGUGUCUACUCAAGUGAUUGCGUGACGUGAGGAGAGAGUGGUUAGCAUCGGCACAAGUACUAGAAACGCGGGCAUAGACCAUAACACAACAAUCGCUCUCUUAACAAACGCCCAGAUACAUACAUACAAAUGCGCCAUUCUCCAUUUCCACUUUUGGAUAGCUCUGCGGAAUCACACGCACGUACAUUCAAGCACACACACAUACACACUCACUCACACAAAUACAGGUGUGUGUGUGUAUGGAAAGUGGUGAGGUGGGUCCUGUGGAGGGGCAAAUAAGGAGAACGAAAACGGAUGAACCGGUGAUGAAAACACACCGAGUCCGUACGGGCUCAGUUUCGUAAUUGCAAUUGGAAGCAAACCAACGAAAAGAAAAGCCAGUUUAAUGAAAAGUGCACAGUGCAAGCACAAAGCACUUCCUUCCGUUCUGUCUCAUCGCGUUAGAGGCGAGCAUUUGUGCGAUUGGUUCUAGUCCAAUAUGUUCGAUGAUUGGCAUGCACAAGGGGUUGCACAUUUUUCUAGCAAUUUAGGAUUCUAAAUGCCCACACAAACUCUCUUUCACACACACACGCACCUAGAACACACGCAAACACACACACACAUGGCAGUAAGAAACUCAAACUGCGCGUACUGCGAUGCAAAAGGAAACCCAACAUCAAUUGACAGUCAAAAACUGUCACCCAAAACAAGGCCACUUUGUUUGUUGCCCCCUUCUGGUGGCAGUGUGUGAAGCGCAGCAGGCGCUGGAGAACCGUUUCGUACCAAUCGCUGAAGAAAGGAGAAGGACACCUCUCGCCGGUGAGGGCACAACGCAAACAGUCCGCGCAAAACGCAAAUCCGCCGCAAGUGAGCGCAUGAGGAGGGGGGAGAGCUGUGAAAAGGAACGGGAUGCGUAAAUGGUGGCGAAAAGUAAAUUGCUAGAAUAUGCAUACAUAGUAAUAUAAACAAGAAUGUUAAUGAUAUGUAAUAAAUGGUUAGCAGCAUUCCGGUUCAGAUAAAAGAACCGACAGUGAAAUAACAACAAUAGAAAAGCAAUGUUUUUAGUGAUAUCGGUCCGCGCAGAAAAUUGGUUACCGGUGGUGGUGUGACCGGCGUGUUCGUACUGUGCAGUGUUGUAUCGUGCCGCUGUGAAAGAUUAAAAAGCAUCGAUUUGAAAUAUUUAUUAGGCGUGAAUCAUAUCCCCCCCCCCCUGUGCCGCUCCGUCUGCAGUCCUCCCACGCCCGUCUGGUGUGUGUGUGUGCGCGCGCUCGUUCGGGUGGCAGGAAGGUUUCGGUUGCGUAUUGACACGGGCGGCCGCCCCAUUGUUUGCACGCAAAACCAGUUAUGCAUGCGUAGGUGGUUCCGCGCCGCGGCAGUGUGCACGGGGAGAAGGCCUCGAGAAUAACCACCAACACAUACAUAUAGCGCGGCGAAGUGUGCUUUGCCCACCGUAGUGUGGCUGGCGUAGUGUGAUGUGGUGAUGCACACGGCGACCGCCACCACCAUCACCAACGUCGUGUGUGCAUCGACGCCCUCGUCCCGGCGCCGGCAGUGUGUGAUGCAUUCGGCCCAUUGUUGGACGGCUUCGUCGCUGCCCGGUGGUGCUGGCUGUUGCAGCAGUAGUAGUAGUAGUAGUGGCGGUGGCAGUGGUGGUAGUGGUAGUAGCAGUGGCGGUAGUGGCGGCGGCGGUGGUGGAAGUGAUAGUGAGGGCGAUUGACCGGAAAACAUGCGAACCGUCAGAUACGAUCGUCGUAGGUCCGGAUCCGCUGCCGUUUUGGCUUGCAAACAACAGCAGUGAAACGCAAAUAACAAGAAGAAAGGCAGGAGGGUGCAGAAACAGAAAAGAACAAAACAACAACAAACAAACAACUCGACAGCAGCAGCAGCAACAACAACAGCUGGCGCAUCAAUCAAUAAACCGCUCACACACACUUAUACAGUGUUUUUUUUCUGUGUGUGGUGCCGUGGAUUAAAAAGUUCUCUCGGUUUAUCGUGUUAUUAUUGUGAAGCAAAAGUAAUAAAAACAAAGGAAGCGUUCCUGCCCCCAAUGGGUAGCAAGCCCUGUAUUGUGUUGUGGUGGUGCAUCGACAGCAAGAACAGCAGCAGCCGUAUCAGCAGUUGCAGCAAGCGAAACCGCAACAGUAACAGCAGCAGUCGGCAUCCUCCGAGCUGCCUUUGCAAAAAUUAAAUACCACACAAAUGGUGAAGGAUUUUUUAUGGCGCUGCUCUCAUUUCGACUUAGUAUUCUGUUUACAAUAGGAUUGCUGUUGCUGAAUGGAUUCGUUUCCGAUUCGUCAGUGCUCGCAUUUGUCAACGAAGAAGGUCCGGAGCGGCUGCGGCUAAUAGCCGCACCGCCGUCGCACGUCAUCGUGACGGGCAGCCGCAGUGCGCCCGUCUAUCUGCCAUGCCAGGCGGAGCUUGGGCCGGACACGUCCGACGACAUACCGAACAGCAGCUACGGCGACGAGUAUCUGGACGAGCACAAUGAGGAGGACGAGGAGGAGGAGGAAGAUGAGGAGGGUUACGACGAGGACACCGACGAGAUGGAGGAAGACUUUCUGCCCCACACCUCCUCGCUGGUGACGAACAACGAUCUGCCCAACGGCGACCAUCGCCAGCAGCAGGCGCAGCAGAACGUUCAGCAUUUUUCGCGCCAAUACAAAGACUACGACGACACCGAGGAGGAGGACGAGCGUCGACGGCGGCGGCGAAAGCGAUAUGUGCACACGCAGCGGCGAGGGGGCGAAUAUUACGGGUCGCCGGGCAGCAUCUUUGAGUACGUGUGGUAUCGCAAUGGGCUGGAGUUUCUUACCACCUCCUUUCAGAACCAGAACCAGCGCCAGACGCAUAAAGGAUUCCGGCUGUUCGAGAACGGUACGCUGCGCAUCCUGUACAACCGGCAGAACGGAAACAUUGUGGCGGGCGUUUACCGGUGCAUGGCCACGCUUGUCAGCCAUCAGCAGCGGUACCAGGGCUCGAUCCUGUCCACCGAAAGUACCGUUUCGAUUGCGUAUCUUGAACGGGACAAUCAGAUAAAUUUCCCCAACAACACGAUCGUCGUGCGAGCGAACGAACCAACCGUCCUUCCCUGUCCGUUUCAAAGCUAUCCAGCAGCUAAUAUUACCUGGUCGAUGAACAAAACUGUGCUGCAGCUGCAUUCAAAUUUUGGCAACGCGAGAGACAGCAGAUUUUUUCUACUGCAAAAUGGCAGUCUGCUCAUCACGGACGUGCAACUGAUGGACAGUGGACGCUAUCGCUGCAACGCCACCAAUAAUUACGUCGCCAAAAAUGUGCGCAGCACCAGCUUCAAUCUUGCCGUGAUUAGUGCACCCCCAAGUAGCCUUACGGUGGAGAGAGGGAAACGUCUUCUGCCACCCCUUCAGCCGGUGCGCCUGUCGGUGCGUGCUGGCGAUACGCUUCGGCUACAUUGCGCCUGCUACUCGUGCAAACCGCAGUGGCUGUUCACGCCCCGGCAAAGCCAAAUCCCCAUACGGCUGGAAAACUUCACCCACCAAGUUGCGUUCGUGAACGUUUCGGUCGAGCGUCACGAGGGAACGUUCACCUGCCGAACGCCGGACGGCACCGAUCGGCAAGCGUUCAACGUGACCGUGCUGGUUGCGCCGGCAAUUGUCAGCAAAAUUGCCUCGUACACCUCCUCGGUAGUGGCGUCGAUGGCGUUCAACUGUACCGUCACGGGGAAUCCGAUGCCGGCCGCCAUCUGGUACAAGAAUGGGCGCGAACUUACCAGCAACUAUAUCGUGCACCACAACUAUCCGAUGCUGCAAAUCAACACGCUCGACCCGGAGGACGAAGGGCUGUACCAGUGUAUGGCGCGGAACGAGGCGGGCGAAGUUUCCGUCUCGUCCUACCUGACGAUCCGCGACCGUCAGAAGUAUCGGCACAAGGCAAAGCGGCUCGAUGGCAUCCGGUGCUACCCGGUGGAUACGACCAGCCUGUACUUAACGUUUACCGUGCCACCGCACGUGAGCGCAAAUAUCGAGUAUGUAAUGUACUAUCUGGCCAGCGAUGAUCCGUUCCGGUGGUACAGCUCGCCUCCGACGCACCUGGCGGCCAAUGGAAGCCUGCGGAUCAGCGGCAAGAUGGUGGAACCGUUCCGGAACUAUACCGUGUUUUUGCGCGCCUGCUCGGUGAGCGACAUCUCCGGGACGGAGAAUAUGCGCGGCAACGGCGCACCCGGCAUGCAAAAAGUGAUCCCGUCCAGAUUGUCUCGGGGAAUUCGGUGCGCAUCGCAAGGAUACCCAAUUCUGUCGACCUUCUUUCCUAACAACGGGAUUUUCAUCUGGUGGCCCAAACACGAUGGAAUACAGCCGACCGCUUUCACCAUACAGCUUCGGCAUGGUGGGAACAGUAAUUUGACCACCUUUACGAAUCAAAUCAUCGGUACGGUCGACCCGCUAGAUGAUUACAUGUCGCACGACGAGGUAGAACCACUGCUUGGGAAGAUUGAGGCAGAAACCAAGGAAUUGCAAGAUUGGCUAUGGAAUGAGAAUGACGCAGCAGGCGGGGUAAGUGACGGUAACAAGGGUGCGGAAAAUUUUGCCCAUCAAAGACGACGCCGUCGUCGGCGCCAGAGUCACCGAGAGGGUAGACGCAAUCGGCACGCGUUCGAUCUGUCCAAGGAUCGGAAGCAAAUUUUUGACUCACUGGCCACUAGUGGUGCAAUGGAUGUGGACGUACCGAUUCCAGUGAAUGCGGACAACAUUCGAUCCUCGAACGUGUCCAGCAUCCAGGCGGCCGUGGCAGCAGCGAAACUUUCGACCGCCGGCCAAGGAAGCCUCGGUGACGAUGCUCAAGCUCGGAAAACGCACCAACAGAUCACGGUGACGCAGGUAAAGGUGGCAGGCAAUGUGACGGGCAUUCUGCUGCCAAACAUCCGUAGCGUGAUGGUGCGUGUGUUGGGUUCGUUGGCGACAGAUGGUGAACCAGCGGUACAAGACUUGCGGUACGUCGAGUGGAAAGUGAUUGAUACCGAUGCUCCACGAACCGAUGCCGUCAAUAGAUUUCAGGCGAGUCACAUCGAUUCCCGAAGCGUACAGUUUACCUGGAGCCGUUUCGUUGCCACCAAAGCGAUAAAUCGGUGCCUGCAGCUGUGUUACAAAAACGUCAACUACGAUGUGACGAUGCGCGGAGGAUCCAACCGGUUCGACUGUCAGAAGAUCCCAAAGGAUGCGUCGUAUUACAAUGUGAAGGAUUUAGUUCCAGUUACUAUGUAUAAAGCUUUUUUGAAGCCCUGCGAAUCGACCGAAGCACUUAGCGAUAUUCUGGACUUUCAAACAAAGCACGAUGUUCCCGGGCCCGUUACGAAUCACGAGCUUCAUCGCAAGGGCGGCACAAUAAGCAUAACUUGGGGUCCGCCCGAAAACCGUAACGGUGUACUGCAGGGCUAUCUAGUGGAAUGGAUAACGGAGGAUAGUGUGCAGCAUUCGGCGAACCUUUCGGCCGAUGCGAUCAGCUUCACCUUUCCCAACGUAACGUCCGACGAGCGUAUCAAUAUAUCGCUCCGCGCACUAAGCACAUUUGGGCUCGGUAUACCGAUUUAUCUAAAUUUGAAAAAUUACGAGGGCGUUGUAAGUGGCGGCGAUGGGAACGGUGCUGGAAACCCGACCGGAUACAACGACCGUUGGCUCUUCCAGCUCUACUUAAUAGCGAUCGUGUUGAUACUGUUCGUGGUAAUGGGCAUAUUUUGCUACCUGCUGUUGCGACGGAAAGCGUGCAAAAAAGCGAACAGCAGCUCUGGCGCUCCACUUAAUAACCGAGCGCCGGUAACAACCGCUGGCAGCGAUGUUCGGCAUCAUCUUGCGAUCGAUGCGUCCGCGAUGCAAAUGAUGGGUAUGAUAACGGGGUGUAACAAUGACAUGCAUGAGAUGCAAACACUCAUCCGCUCCAGCAACAACUAUCCAGCGCGUGCAAACGGAACAGUAAUGGCCAACGGGCUCGCGAUUAACACGUACGGUCAAACCAUGCCGGAAACGAAUCCGGUCCCGGUAGCGGCACUGAUAACGCGGAAUCGGCCUCAGCCCCGAAAAUCGUAUCACGCACCGUCGGCAAACGUACCUCUGAGCGGAACAGUUUCUACGGCUGCCAGUAAAGUGGGCCCGUGUACAGUUAUUACUUCCUACAAAGAGCUGUUGGGUAAGGAACGGCUAGACUGUGUAGGCAGCAGCAGCAGCAGCUGUGGCAAUGCAAGAUUUGCUCCUACUGUUUCCAAUAUACCUCAGCGAUCAUCGACAAAAGUGGGUGGUCAUUACGACGGAACUGAUAAAGGUUCUUCCGGUGCAAACGACGCGGCUGCUACGAGUAGUGACAGUUGCUUGCCGGUCAAUCAGGAGUGUUUAGCAACGAAUGGGCCUGUUGCAACAACCUCAAACAACGGGAGCACCUCAGCAACGCUCACCCGCCGUACAAGUGAACGCAAAUCGUCGCCAACACUUUCAUUCUCGUCCAAACUGCCCUGUGCUGUCCUACCGUUGUCGUCGUCGCCGUCGUCCUCGUGUACAUCCACACCGUCGUCAUUAUCGCCGGCCUCCUCACAAGGCGUGCUGAUAAAACAGCGCUCUCCAGUAGAAUUCGAUAGCAGCCAACGUAGAUUAUUAGAGACAACCUUAGAUAGUAACACAAGCACCAUUAUUGUAGAAGAAGCGAAGCAACAGCAGUUAGAUAUACCAGCAGCACUCGCACCACCACCACCACCAACAACAACAACACCCCAACACCCAGUAGAAAUUUAUGAUUACGACUAUGCAACGAACUGUGAUGAUGAAAGGGAAGACGAAAGAGACCAUAGCCGGCAGCUACUGCUCGCGCAGGAAUGCCGGGAGGUGCCUGAACAUACAACGAGUCCGUUGAUGGGACCGAUGCCAACAGAUCAGUCCACUGCGGUGCUCCCUACCUUAAGCGAGCAGGAGAACAAGCUUCACGAGUGUAUCACUCGACGACAGCAGUCGAAAACUCACGAUGAAGUCAAUCAGAACUAUCGCCAUGCUAAUGCGUUCGUGUCGAGCAACGGAGUGGAAUUGGCUUUGGCGAAAAACAAACCACAAACCUACAACCUGAAGCGUAAUCAAGGUGAGGAACGGGGCCACGACGACGACGACAACGAUGCCGACGACGACGACGACGACGCCGGCGAUAACGAUGAUGAUGAUGAGCUGGAUAAUUCAUCAUCGCUACUGAAUUCAAGCAGCCUCAGUACAAAACCCCUCCACCAGCAAAAUCACACCUCCAGCUGGAAUUUUCGACGACCCAUCAUCGGUCCAAACGGCUAGGUUGAACAGUACGCAGCAACUCCAGCAAACCGGGUGCAUAGUAUCCGUAAUGAAGGGGCCGAUAAAAUGGCCGCUUCUUGUGGUGGAAGCAGUUACUUCCGCCGCCUCUCAGGUACAUUCGUUUUAUGUUAUAGUUUUUGAGAGAGCAGUGAUGACACUGCUUUUCCCCCGUACAGACACAUCCCCUCCUAAUGCGACGGUGCGUCAUCACACGGUGAUGCACGAUAUGAUAUGCUGUUGCGCUUCGGCAGAGCAACGACAACAAUUGAUUGGUGGCAUGAUAACGCGAUAACCCCACCAGCCCGAGCGCGUUGCAUUGUCAGGUGAAUGGGGAGGAAAGGAUUGUGUACGGUACCGCGGGGUGGUAUCGUUCGUCAUCUUAUUAGUAUCAGCAUGCCGCUGGAAAGGUAGUUUAGUAGGAAGUAGGUAGCAGGUAGAACGAAGCAGAGGCUUGAUCGUAAUUUUCGAUUACUACUUUAAGUGAUAUUUUUAAUUUGAUGUUAUAACGAGUCUUCUAUAUAUCUUGAAUGUGUUUUUUUUGUUUGUUCUGCCUUAAGCGCUACCGCUAUCUUUUAUACAUAGUUUCCUUAAGCUCACCCAACUCUAUAAUGCCCCGCUGCGCGUCGUUGUGGUCGAUUGUGUUUUUAGUUUGUUUCUUUUUUUUGCAAAGGUUAACAGUUCCCGCCACGCCGCGCGUGUAUAUGAUUAUCUAUAUGUUUCCUAUGAACGAAACGAUUUGCAUUUAAGCACACCACAUACAAACAGAAAGGUGCAGUAGAAGAACACGGGCCCACUGUGCUCUGGGUACGCGGGUGUACAUUUUGUUGUUACAUUACGUUUUACAAGUUACAGUGUUCCCCACUCGUUGACGUACUGUUCCCCCUCCCUAUUUACGUUACACACUGACAGACACAGCAUAUUUAAACUGUUUGCUACUACACUUUUACUACAAGCCAGAAGAGUAAAUAUCUAGUGGAAAGUGAACUCGAAGUAAUCCGCUUCCACCACCAGUGUGAUCUACAGUAUUGUUUAUUUAUGGAAACUCGCAUUUUUGUGCUUUUUUUUUUAAUCUAUAUUUCUCCAUGACUGUCAUACGGUUGGCUCAUCUUAAGCCAUUUUGAUGCAUGCUCUCUUGCGUUAAUGUACUGUGUACAACAAUGCCGGUAAUACAUAUUCUUCUACACAGACACACACUCACACACAACCACCAGCGCCAAUUCCAUUGAUCUAAAAUUUCCAUACGAAGUGAAGAAGUACAUAAAGGAAAUGCGGGAAGUGUAGAAUAUAUAUAUACUCACAGCAAACUGAAAGUUUUACUUUGUUGCCAAAUAACACUACUACAGCAGCCAUUCGAUGCGCGCUUAGAUUUACAGGAAAGCAGCACCCGCGCCGCUGCUGGGCUAGUUGCAUUCUUCAAUGAAGAACGGUAGCUAGUUGCAACUGUAAGAGCAUUCGAACUCCUCGAACGGGAACGGCAGCCGAAACGAUGUAAUCGGGAAGCGCCUGACUAAUUUUAACGGUCUAAUUUUAUAAUCUUGUGUAAUAAUCUCAUCGUCCCACCAAAGAGCAAACUACUACACACCCUAGCGGUAUGGAAAUAUAUAUAUACAUGUGCGCUAAUCUACAGGCAGAUAUUUAGCUUCAUAUAUAGAUUCACACCUUGUUCGCCCCCCCCCCCCCUUAACGCGCUCUUCCCCAUGUUUCUGUCGCUAUUCACUAAUGUACUUCUUCAUCUUCGCAAACACACCUAUUUUUUACGCUGGGCGGUAUUGAACAAAAAAAGAAAACGGGCCUUGGGUGAGCAAAGCAUAUAUUUUACGCGAAAUGUUUAUAUGUCGCGCCUGUCCCCCCUCUUUAUUAUAUUUAUUUAUGCUAUAUGUAAAGCGUACGAAUUACAGUGUCCAACAAAACCUAAUGGUUCUGAUACGUGUGCCGUUACACUGCUCCAUUUCCGUUUAGGGCUCUCAAUGAUUUGGUUUAAAUGUUCUUCCAAAUUUUAAUUGCAAGUGUAUGAUGAAGAAAGGAAAUGAAAAUAAUAUGGUAUAGAACAGAGUAGAAUCAGUCUUGUAAUAGUUUAAAAAAAUCACAAACACACACACACACACA